AUGGCACCCUCAAAAAUCCCGGAAACAGAGAUUGACAGAGUCCUAUCUUAUGUUCAACCCUUCAUAAGCCAACACCUCGAUGCGCAAUCAUCCAUACCAACCAAACGCCCCUUCGUCCUUGGCCUAACCGGCCUCCAAGGAAGCGGCAAGUCUACAUGGACAGAUGCACUUGUGACAGCUUUACAGCAAAAAUUCAACUAUACCACUAUCAAUAUCUCUCUGGAUGAUCUAUAUCUCGACCACGACGAACUUGUCAAUCUUCGCACCAAUAAUCCAUCUAAUCAACUCCUGCAAGCACGAGGACAACCUGGGACACAUGAUAUUGCCCUUUCACUUGGCUUUUUUGAGAGUUUGAAGAAUUCUUCUGAAGAUACUUUGAUUCCAUCUUUUGAUAAGAGUCUGUUCAAUGGUGAAGGUGGCAGAGCGCCGCAUGAGUCUUGGCGACGUGUCCCUGCAGGCACGAGGGUUGAUGUUGUCGUGUUUGAAGGGUGGUGUGUCGGAUUUCAACCCUUGACAGACGAAGUCAUCCAAGAGCGCUGGAAUAAAGAGCUACAAGCUCAGACGACGAAGUAUCCGACUCAGACAUUGAAGGACCAUGCAAUUGAGCAUUUGUUGGAGGUGAACAGCAACUUACGACGAUAUUGUGAGAUGUUCGUGGGACCGCAACACUUUGACUACCUGAUUCACCUUGAUACAGAUGAUUUGGUGAAUGUGUACGAGUGGCGUAUCCAGCAAGAGCAUGCGCUUUGGCAGGUGAAGAAUCAGGGUAUGAAUGAUGAUGAGGUUGUCAGGUUCGUCAAGGGGUAUAUGCCUGCGUAUGAGCUAUAUCUUGAUCAAUUGCGAGGCGGCUUCUUCAAAGCCCAUGAGGGCGGCAAGGAGAAGGGACAAUUGAGUGUGAUACUAGACAAGGAGCGGAAGAUUGUGAAAACGGCGGAUAUCUCAUAG
Messenger RNA from Penicillium cataractarum, 945 nucleotides. RefSeq names its product D-glycerate 3-kinase-like protein. The coding region runs from base 1 to 945 and encodes 314 amino acids. Gene Ontology annotation, cellular component: cytoplasm. The record is from RefSeq and is a predicted model, not a curated record. Lineage: Eukaryota; Fungi; Ascomycota; Eurotiomycetes; Eurotiales; Aspergillaceae. The transcript has a single exon.